GCAUUAAACAGUUCAAAAGUGGGUCCACGCACCGGCGAAGCGGAGCCAUCGACAGUAGCUGGGCUACGGACAGUCAGGACAUCCUGGACCGGAGGACUGCACCGUCUGCGGUCGCUGCCAGCGGACGGGCUCAGCUUCCUCCCUCAGGGGGUGUGUGUGUGCGUUCACAUCCUGACUGCUGUGGAGACAUUAGCGCAGGAGAAACGGCGUCUGGUUCAGCUUCCUGUGUGGGAGGAGUCAAGGCGAACGUCUGAGAAAUGUGAAGCUGAAGGAUCAGCGGAGCUGUCACUCAAAUCAGUACCACGCCCCCCAGCACCACCACCGGCCAAUCAGCACACAGAGUGGAGGACCAUCAUGCACCUGAAGUCGUACCCGAAGCUCGUGCGCUCAGAGCUGCGUCUCAAUGCAUCCGGUGUUCAGACGGGGACACAGCGGAGCAGUCUGUUCGUGAGCCAGCAGGGGGGGCUGCUGAGGACGUACACUGGUAACCAUGGGAGCAGCAGCCGCUUCCCAUUCAGUGUAAUCUCCACUAACACACUGCGAUGCCCCGCCAACGCCAUUACCAGCAGCGUGACGACGCUCUGCCUCAAGACGCCAUCCGGCACCACCCUGCGGCACCUGUCAGGCUGCAAGAACAACACGCCCAAACUGUUCCAGACUGCCGCUGAGGACGCCGACGCGCCGCUGGAUGUCUGGACCGUCAUCAAACCCGGACACGUCCGCGAGAAGAUCGCCAUCUUUGUUUCAGAGAGGGGACGAGAAGAUGGUGCCGGAGCUGGCGAGUGUGCUGCGAACAACAGGGACAGGGCACCGGCGCCAUGCACCGACUACAGCGUCGCGACGGGCCCGUCACGAGCCGUGAAGGCAAAGGGCAGCUGGGAUGAAAACUGUACCGCCAAACGGCGCCGCCGGUCCGGAAACACCCAAAACCUUCAGCAAGAUCAGAGGGCUUGUGACCUCAGACCUGCUCCGCGGCACCUGGACUCUGCUCAGCAGUGUGGCGGAGAGCUGGGGACAGCAGAGGAGGCGGAGCCGAAGGUGUCAGUGGUGGAGAUGGUGGCGUUUCUGGAGCAGAGAGCGAGUGAGCAGCAGCUGGACUCCAAACCUGUGCUCGCUCUCCAGAGGAGCUCCACCACCAUCAUGCUCUCCAGAGCCCUGCCCCCUGACCUCAGGGACAGCUCGGUGCACAGGGGGGAGGAGCCAGAAAGCAUCCGAGUGUCAGACAUGGUGGCGAGACUAGAGUCUGAGUGUCUGAGGCGGCGGACAGAGGGCGACCUGUCGCGCAGCAACAGCCUGCGGAGGACAGCGGGGCGUGUGCUGCUCGCAGCCGCCACAGGUCACAGCUCCACCCCCACCCAGCCUGCAUCACCAUCAUCACCACCUGCAGUUCAGUGUCUGAGCAGGGAACCAGUCAGCUGUCUUCCUGCCUCAGCUUUGACCACGCCCCUUUUAGGUGAGCUGGUCAAGUCAGUGGAGGCUGCAGAUGUGGAGAGGGAGCACACUGUAACAGAGACACACCUUAAGGCCCCGCCCUCUGAGUCUGAGGAGGAGGAGCCUGUGCCUGGCUUAUUGUUUUUGUCUCCAACUCCUGAGAACCACAAAGACUCCACCCCCUCCCCCACGGACUCAGCACCCCGCCCCCCAUGCCACAGAGCCACCUGUGUGCUUCAGCCUGUUAAGCCCUCCCCCUGCAGUCCUGACAGCCAAUCGGAGAAGAUUAGGAGGAGAGGAACUGAGGGUGCUGGCAUAGUUAGCAACCCUGCCUCGGCGCCUCUGAUGUGGCGUGCGUCGGCGUCGCAGGGCUUCCUGGAGAAGCGUCAGCGGCUGCAGCAGCUACUGGAGCCGCAGCCGUACCUGACGGCGCUGCCGCACCACCUGCUCGUCAAGAUCUUCCUGCUCCUGCCGACGCAGAGCCUCGCCGCGCUCAAGUGCGCCUGCAGUUACUUCAAGUUCAUCAUCGAGAACUACGGCGUACGGCCCGCUGACUCGCUCUGGGUGUCAGACCCCCGUUACCGUGACGACCCCUGCAAGCAGUGCAAGAAGCGUUACGGGCAUGGCGACGUGUCGCUUUGCCGCUGGCACCACAAGCCGUACUGCCAGGCGCUGCCGUACGGCCCAGGGUACUGGAUGUGUUGCCAUGGUGCCCGCAGGGACACGCCCGGCUGCAAUGUGGGUCUCCAUGACAACCGCUGGGUGCCGGCGUUCCACAGCAUUAACGUGCCCAUCUACCGCAGGAGUAACCAUGACGACUGAUUGUGAGUGUGUGACGGGCCGCAGAGGCUGCUUGUGCUGUUUGUGUGUGAUGUCAGCAGUGUCCAAUCAGAGCGCUUUCACGCAGGAUGGCACGCCCACAAAUCAAAAAGCCACGAAACUUUGAGCUGGAUGAUGUUUAGGUUAAAGAUCUGGGCGAGUGGGCGGGGCUUGAGUCUGACAAACAGCCGUUUCGUCAGUGUAAAUAAACAAACAGCUGCUGCAGCCAUGAUGCAAUGGCAGGCCGGCGCUCCGUCAGAUGCCGACAGAUUAUGAUUAUUGAUUGCUGAUCGAUUAGAUGUUUGAGCGUCUCCCUGCAACUGGCGGACCGCUGGCCUCGCGGUGCCCCCUGCUGCUCACCCCUCCCCCCACAGCCUCCAUGUUCUGAUCUGCAGAUCAAUAUUGCUCACUGAUCAGUGAUCAGGUUUGGAGGAGGAGUCUCACCCAGGACUCUUCCUCGCUGGCUGGUUUCUGAUCUCGUAUUGAUGAGGCUGAAUUAUCGAUCGUAUUUAUUCAAAUUCAACCUUUAUUCAUUUAGCUAGUUUUACAAACAGGAGCUGUACCUUCAAAAUAAUGCUGCGAGCCGUCUGACUUCCAUUGUGAUGUGACUUCCUUAAUUAGAGCUAAUUUGAGUCUCAGAGGGAUUGAUUGAUCAAAAGGAUCGAAAUCCUGAACUUUAUUGAUCACGAUCACCGACAGAAAAAAACUUCCUAAACGUGGGUUUCCUUCAACUUUUAAUUUGAAAACGGGAAGAUAAGUAAACUGCUUCAUGUUUUUGCAAAGAUGUAUGACCCGAUAAUCAGGUUUUUGGGGGGGGGGUUUACACAGGAAGGAGUUGGCCUAACUGGUUAGCAACAGCUGAACUUUCAAAAUAAGGGCACACAGAGUUAUCUGAUAGCAGUAUCAAAGCGAUGAGAAGUAAAAAUAUGAGUUAGCAGCUGUCCGUCUGAGCGGCGUUUGAUUGGUGGGACCAGACCAGGUGGUCAUCACGCAUCUCGCCCCCUUGUCCCAUUUCCUGUCGUCAAAAACUUAUGAAUAUGUAUUUUUUAAAAGAGAUUAAACUCUAUUAGUCGGAGGUCUGUGACGGAAAUCCACCUAACACACCUCCACGUCUGCACCAAUCAGGAUGGCCAAACUUGUCCUCCUCCUCCCUCCCUCAGGGGCGGAGCCUAAAACAGAUGCACGGUCAAUGUUCUCUCUGAGGUCAUGCACCAGUUUUUAAAGAAACUUUGUUUUAUCACAGUAGAAGAAGUUUAUUGAUCAUCAUUACGUCUGAUUGAUUGGCCCAGCUGAUCAAUCAGCUGUUCAGGAAUGAUUGUGGGCGUGUCCUUGUUUUGACUUUUUUAAAAUAAAAUUUGGCUUCCUGAACUUUCUGCAGGUUUAUCCGACCCUGUUAUCCCUUUACUGAUCGAUCAGCUGA
Oreochromis niloticus (Nile tilapia) is the source of this 3670-nucleotide messenger RNA. RefSeq names its product F-box protein 34 (gene fbxo34). Bases 355 to 2253 code for a protein of 632 amino acids. The record is from RefSeq and is a predicted model, not a curated record. The transcript has 3 exons. Lineage: Eukaryota; Metazoa; Chordata; Actinopteri; Cichliformes; Cichlidae. Gene Ontology annotation, molecular function: protein binding.